GGCUGACGCUCGCUCGCGUCGGGCCCUGGGACCCUCACAGAUCGAUCCGGUUAGAAACAUGACGCAGAAAGAUUCCGUUGCCAUUUUGGCUUAAGGCAGCGACAGAACCCCACGUUUGAGACAAUGCGUCCACAGGUUCAUACCUAUCGGGCUCAGGCUCAGCACCAUGCGGGGGUAUUUCCAGGGGGGGCGUUUUUCUGAUGACAUCCUUCCUGGUCAAGGGCAUGCGCGACGACGGUAUCAUGGGUCUUUCCUUCAGCAUGGACGUUUCCUCGUUCAUCACUGCGUGCCCAGAUGAUGAUACAAUCUCUGAUGCUCCCAUGCGCUCUUCUGGCACGCUGCGCAAUCGCUCCGCUGAGAUGACGUUUGUUGGCGCGACGGUCAAAAGCACUGCUGAGAUGGCAGCCUCUCUGUCCAAGGAUAUCCGCAAGGCCUGUGGACGUUCAGCAGGACUGCGUUGCCGAUUGCUGGCUAGCAUCUGCCAUUGCCAGUAUGUCUCGUUUCCCAAAUGCAGUGAGAAGUGUUUUCGAGCAAGAGUGCGAGUCGAAGGGCCAUCGGUAUCAUGUCAUGCUCUAUAGCAAGGUUCAGCGGGCAUGGGUGAAUAUAUCGAUCGAUUACAGAAUUCCUGUGGAUGGUAACAGCACCAAAUUUACACAGGUUUCGGACAUGGGCAAGGUUGGCCUAAACUGUUGGAGAAAGCAGUCGCACAACUUCACGGUGGCUACGAGAAGCUUGAAAACAAAUGGAGUGAACUAGCACUCAAUCUAUUGACCGGUGAUCAGGGGUCCAUUUCAUAUGUGCUCGUGGGACGAGGAGGGUGGUCCAGUGCCAUAGUAACUCCUGCAAGCCAGGUCAUGGCAGCUGGUAUGUUCAGCGGGGCUGACCGUGAAUGCCCUUCGGCUUGCCACCAAUGUCACCUAGACCGAGUAGAGGGAGGUGUCCAUCAGUUCGUGUAUAUUCCUGCGAGCGUCUACAGACCUCUGACCUCCCAUUGGUUGGCUGGUGGUGCCAAGAGAAAGACGUGGCAACUCCUAAGAAUUGUGCAAGAUUCGAUCUUUGCGAGAAUUCGAAGGGUGUGUUGGCAGAUUGUCUGGUGUGCUCAAAGGCCGACGGCGAUGAUUGGAUGCCAAUGGCACAUGAAUGCAAGCACGCCGCUAACUCUAGCUCGCGCUGACCGUCAGCGAGUGAUGUCAUGCUACCUUUCCGAGGUUUGCAGCUCCCCAGAAUGAAUGAUAGCACGACUUUCGUCGUCGAGGCAUGGGAUCCUGUAGUGGUUGUGGACGUUGACAGCGACGGUGAUAUCAGAGUCCGUAGCGCGGAUGGCGUGGAGAGCAAUUGGAUCCACCGUACACUUUUCGCUUACAACAUAGAUAAACAGAGCAACGCCUCGCGGAUAUGCGUAGCCUUCACUUGCUUAAACGGCGAGGCACAGCGCUCAGACGGCUUGCUCGCUGGCCAUGAGCAUUCCAUGUUGCAUGUUCAUGAGUCCGAGCCAGGUAACGCAGCACAAGUGUGCAAGAUUAAGGAUCGCGUUGGCUUCCAGCAUUUCUGUAACUCGCCUGACAGUCAGAAUGCUGCAUGGCACGAUGUAGACAUCAAGCCCAUCAGUUCUUCACUGCGCUUGGUGCGCGUGCGCAAUCCUUGGGGCGGCGGGGACAUGUGGAACGGAGCUUGGUCUGAUAAGGACCGCACGUGGCAGGAGCACGCAGGUAUGGCACAAGCAGUUGGCAUGGAGCCAGCCGAGGACGGAGCGUGGUGGAUGACCU
Prorocentrum cordatum is the source of this 1766-nucleotide messenger RNA. NCBI's taxonomy places the organism in Eukaryota, Dinophyceae, Prorocentrales, Prorocentraceae. The record is from the annotation of a GenBank genome assembly.